CGUCCACCAAAGCUCUCCGACGCGUUAAGUGCUCCUCUCACCACCACCACCACCGCCGACGACUUUAGCUAGCCAUCCGAGUGCCAUUAUAACCGCAUACACAGCAAUGGCUAGUUUUUUCGAUCUCAAGGCCAGAAAGGCCGCUGCUGCCGCCAAUGGCACAUCAGAUAAUAAACAAGACAAGUCGGCAAACGGUCGCAUCCAGCCCUGGGUCGAGAAAUACCGUCCAAAGAGCCUCGAUGAUGUCGCUGCUCAAGAACACACCGUCAAUGUUUUGCAACGCACAUUACAAGCUUCAAACGUAGGUGCGCUCCCGUCAGCCUGUCAUCACCGCUAACUCGAGCGCAGCUUCCUCACAUGCUCUUCUACGGGCCUCCUGGAACGGGUAAAACAUCUACUAUCCUGGCCUUGGCUAAGGAACUCUACGGACCUGAAAUGAUGAAAUCAAGAGUCUUGGAACUCAAUGCCUCCGACGAACGCGGUAUCUCAAUUGUGCGACAAAAAGUCAAAGAUUUUGCCCGAAUGCAGCUCACGAACCCGCCCGCUGGCUACAAAGACAAAUAUCCUUGCCCACCAUUCAAAAUUAUUAUUCUCGAUGAGGCAGAUUCCAUGACGCAAGAUGCGCAGAGUGCGCUCCGUCGAACAAUGGAAACAUACAGCAAAAUCACGCGAUUCUGCCUCAUCUGCAACUACGUCACCAGAAUUAUCGACCCAUUGGCCAGUCGAUGCAGCAAGUUCCGAUUCAAGAGCCUCGAUCAAAGUAACGCGAAAAAGAGACUGGAAAACAUUGCGACUGCCGAAGGAGUUAAUGUAGAAGAUGGCGCACUGGAUGCUCUGAUCAGAUGCAGCGAGGGUGAUUUGCGUAAAGCCAUCACGUUCUUACAGAGUGCAGCUCGAUUGGUCGGUGCCGCGGCAGCGCAGAAGGACGGCGAUGGCGAUGAGGCAAUGGAUGUGGACAAACGCCCUGUUACUGUGAAGAUUAUUGAGGACAUUGCAGGUGUCAUCCCAGGAAAGACUAUUGAUGAUUUGGUUAGCGCUAUGCGCCCCAGAGCUUCACAGGGAUCUUUUGCUUCCGUUAACCAAGUCGUCGAGGAUAUGGUGGCUGACGGCUGGAGCGCCGGUCAGCUUGUUUCACAGCUUUACCAAACGGUGAUGGCUGACGAAACCAUUCCUGAUAUCCAAAAGAACAAGAUUGUUCUUGUAUUUUCAGAAAUUGAUAAAAGACUAGUAGACGGCGCAGACGAGCACCUCUCCAUUUUAGACCUUGCCAUGAGAAUAUCGGGCAUUUUGGCUGGUAAAUAAAAGGUAUCUGUGCUUGUUUAGCCUCAUCAUUUUAUUUACUAAGCUGUCGAUGCAAUUCUAUCUUGUGGGCAUUUACGCGGAGUUAGGAAUGGCAAAAUAAUACACAGUUGUAUUUGCAUAGGUUUCUUUUGUACCAAUGUGACUAUUGUGCUGUAUGUAAUAUAAUAAUGGACUCAUUCAUAGCCUAGUAAGCCAAGAUUACCGUGUAUUUUCGACCAUGUGUCGUUUCGCCUGUAUGUCUUGGGUAGCUUCUUGUCCUUUGGUGUCCGCGGUGGCUGGUCUGCGAAUCCCGCACCAACCCAUGUUUCGUCCUCAUCUAUGCUAUCAAGAAUAGUAUCGUCGACGGGAUCUUGAGUCUGGCUCUGUCCAGUCAACUGUCGUAUUGUAUCUACUAUUUGUGAUGACUCUUCAAGCGCUAUCUGACCAGCCUCGAUAUUUUCGGCAAGAUGCUCCAGGCUGUGAAUCUUUGCUUCAUCUGCAGCAUCUACCCAAGUCUUGACUUUCGUCUUCAAAUCAAGGCUAGUGCCUGUAUUGACAGUCUCAUCUCGGAUGCUUGAUCGCCGGCGGAUAUCCUUCCCUGACGAGUCUGAUACAAGUUCGCUCUGCUGAGCAAUGUCGGUGAAGUACUGGUGUACUUGCUUUGACUGCUUUGAAAGAGAUGCAGAGACCUGCGAUUUUGUGGAAACAAUAUUCUUGUGUAGUUGAGACACUUCCAGCAGAGCUUUGAUAUGUGGUAUGCACAUGUGAUCCGACGACGAGACGGCGUUGUUGGCGGUCGUUCUCUGAGGCAAUGACGAGGGCGCCGUAGAUAGAGAGCGGCUUGCAACUGCUGAUUCCUGCGAAAUCAUAUCCAGCAACGCUUUUCUUGAGGAUACGUAUAGCGCAUAUUUUUCCUGGAUGGCGUCGAAUUGCCUCGAAACCAGGCUACCACUUGCCCCUAGCCUCUCGCCACUGUUGCCUUGGCCAUCAUCUUCGCCAGCAGAGGCUUUACUAAGCUCUGUUUCGAUCCAGGUAAUAAGCUCGUUCCUUGUCGUAUUGAGUGCCUCAAACUUGACCUCUACUCGGACAGGCUGUGGAAUUCGCGUUGUUUUGGAUUUGGCAUCCCGCAAUAGCUGUUCUUCUUGCUUGAGAAGUAAUUUGGCUCGGAGCACAAUCUUCUCUAGAUUAUUAAUCUGUUGUUGGAUAUCUGUUGGAGCUUGAACCUGCUCUAUGACAAUGGUAUUGAGCACUUCUUGGGGCACUUUGGGCAACUGUGCUGUUCCUUCAAACAUGCUAUCCAUGUCCAAAUAGUCUUCCGCCGCUGCCGGCUUGUCUAGGAGAUCUAUGCAUGAUUCGUGAAUAGCCGCAAGAUUCUCCUUCUUUUCUUGAAGUUUUAAAAUAGCAAUAUGUCGCUCCAGAGCGCUCUUAGCUACCUGAUUCGGCGGUGAAGACCGCUGCUCUUGUAAGCGAUGACCAGUAGCGAUGGUGUCUGCAUAUCGUUUCUGUGCCAGUCUGUGUUCUACCAGGGCAUUGAAAUACUCCUUGGAGGUUUCAUCGAGCUCUGGUGCCAGCUUCGCAUUUUCAUCAAAUUCUUUGAUGAGUGAAAGCGGUGGUCUAAGUGUGCCUGUUUCUGAGCAUUGUCCUAGAUGAACGGCAAGGACUCUUCGGAUAUAAUUGACCUGUUCUCGUGAUUUGAUGUAUGGCUGCAGGGCAUGCUGGAACUUAUCCAGCGUUUCGGUAACUUGGCUCAUCCCCAGCACCCUUUUCGCCGUAUUUUGUAACUGCUGUUGCAAC
This is a messenger RNA of [Torrubiella] hemipterigena, 3075 nucleotides long. The record is from the annotation of a GenBank genome assembly. NCBI's taxonomy places the organism in Eukaryota, Fungi, Ascomycota, Sordariomycetes, Hypocreales, Clavicipitaceae.